AUGUGGACACCUCUUCCUCCUCCCACACCUCCAAGCGCUGCCCGCACUAACGUAGCUCCAACCAGUGGAGGAGAUGGUGAAGAUCUGGGACUGCUGGGACUCAUUCAGCAAUCUCUAAAAAAUGCGCAGGCCAUCAAGCAAGGAGGUCCUCAAGGGAAGCAGGCUGCUGCCGCGGCUGCUGGACAGAUCUCUGCAGCAAGUUCACAGGCUUUGAUCUCAAUAAUAUAG
Messenger RNA from Ostertagia ostertagi, 228 nucleotides. NCBI's taxonomy places the organism in Eukaryota, Metazoa, Nematoda, Chromadorea, Rhabditida, Trichostrongylidae. The record is from the annotation of a GenBank genome assembly.